AUGGUAACAAAAGAAGCAGCUAUGUCUUUCUCGCAAUUUGGAUACCCUUACAAUGCAACUUCACAGUUUUUCGUGUCGGCAAACCCCAGUACGACUUGCUGCGAUUCGAUUUCCAGGUCGGUCUCUGACGGGACAGGCGGCUCCCAGACCGCAGCCGCCGCUGCCGCCGCCUCCUUCUGCUGCCCGUCCUACGAGAACCGGCUCCUGGCGAGCAGCCGGACGGAGCUGAACGCAGCGCUGGGCAUGUACAGCUCUCCGUACGCAGCAGCGGCAGCAGCCAGCCAGAACUACGCCAACUACUUCCCCUACAGCACCGACCCAUCCGCGAUCUACUCUACUCUGAAUCCACAGUAUGACAUCAAGGACAGCACAGGCACUUUACACUCUGGCAUCACUCAAACGGCAGCGUACUAUCCUUAUGACCAUUCACUGGGACAGUAUCAGUAUGACAGAUACGGGACGGUUGACUUCAACGGCACAGCCAGAAGAAAGAACGCCACUCGUGAAACCACCAGCACCCUGAAAACAUGGCUGUACGAGCACCGGAAGAAUCCCUACCCCACCAAGGGUGAGAAGAUCAUGCUGGCUAUCAUCACGAAAAUGACCCUCACCCAGGUGUCCACCUGGUUUGCCAACGCCAGGAGGAGGUUAAAGAAGGAGAACAAGAUGACCUGGUCACCAAAGAAUAAGGCUGGAGAUGACAGGAAGGACGACCUAAACAAGAGUGAGCAGGACUGUGUCACCAAAGAUUCUAGUGAUUGCAAGGAGGAGAAGGAUCUGCACCUAAGUGAUCUGGAUGAUAUGGACGAGGAUGACUGUGACAAGCUUGACAGUGACUGUGAAAAGGCGGCUGCAGACGAACAGGACCUCCACAGGGCCAUGGCUGCGUCCGCAGCCCCUCAAAAAAGAGACUGCAGCUCUGACCUGCACCUGAGUUUAACCAACAGCUUCCACACUUUCCCCUGCGCCAUCAAAAGCGUAACUAACCUCCCUCCUCUCCCUUCUGACUUCCUGGACCCGGUGGUGUCCAAGGCAGCCUCCUCGGCCAGCCUUACUGGGACGGUGUCCUUGUCUCACUUUGAAGCAUCUGAUAAGCCCAGAAUUUGGUCUCUGGCUCGCACGGCUGCUUCGGGGGUCAUACUGAGCCCUCAGCAGCAGAACUCUGAGCAGCUGAGGACAGGAAACUCGAGUGGGGACUGCCAGCUCCAGAGCUCCAGGCUUAGCGGGGCUCCUGCUGGACAGUGCAGAGGCAUCAGAGGCCUCCAUGAAUCCAGCAGUGUGACCGACACUGAGAGCCCCUUCCCAGAGGGCUCAUCUUUGCACUCAAAGGUCUACGGCACAGGCAGCUACAGCCACAAAGACCUCCAGCUGCACUGCUCAUCCUAUGCUGCACUCCCAGAAACAUGCCAGUACUCCACUAUUGAAGGAUUCUCCAGUGGCAAAGCAGAGACACAGCCAUCUGACCUCAGCGAAGCCUGUGGGACCGUGCAGGAUGACAAGGUCACUGCAUUCAGACCGGUGAUGAAGAGGUGAAGUAGGUGAGGGU
Molecule: messenger RNA, 1546 nt
Organism: Cheilinus undulatus (humphead wrasse)
Lineage: Eukaryota; Metazoa; Chordata; Actinopteri; Labriformes; Labridae
Gene: irx6a
Product: iroquois homeobox 6a
Exons: 6
Coding region: 1-1533 (510 amino acids)
Biological process (GO): regulation of transcription by RNA polymerase II; cell development; neuron differentiation
Cellular component (GO): nucleus
Molecular function (GO): DNA-binding transcription factor activity, RNA polymerase II-specific; RNA polymerase II cis-regulatory region sequence-specific DNA binding
Source: RefSeq, a predicted model, not a curated record